Molecule: messenger RNA, 968 nt
Organism: Drosophila pseudoobscura
Lineage: Eukaryota; Metazoa; Arthropoda; Insecta; Diptera; Drosophilidae
Exons: 2
Coding region: 29-862 (277 amino acids)
Source: RefSeq, a predicted model, not a curated record
CAGCAGCAGCAGCAACAUCCACAUCAUAAUGGCAAUUAAGUUGGUCGCCCUUUUGGCCAUUGGCCUGGCUCUGUUAGCCAUCAGCGAAGCUCGUCAUGUUCCCGGCCAUCGCUACCAUCAUCGGCAGCAAUUUGAGCAGCGGGCCCUGAUCUCGAAACCUCAUGCUGGUCCCCAGGGCCGCGUUUUCCCCGGCGCUGUGGCCAUUAAGAAGCUGGUGCUGCUGAAGUUCAAGAAGAUCGUGCCCAUCUCCUUGAUCCUACUCAAGUCGACUAACGAGAACGAGGCCGAGCUGGUGCCCGUCUACCCCACCGACCAGAUCCCCGAGAACGUUCAGUUCAUUCCCACGCCCAAUGGCAUCUCCGGCCACAAGGACGUCCAGGCCAUAGCCAUUCCCAGCGAGCUGCACGAUCAACUGCAGAUCAACGGCCUGACCAACCUCGAGAACAUCGAGGCCCUGCUCCAGAGCAGCUCCAUCUCGUCCGCGGACGCCGAGGAAGAGUCCGCUGCCGUAGGCAACAGCAUUGCCGUCGCCCAGCCUGAGGAUCUGGUGCUCGAUCAGCCCGAGAACGAUGAGGAUCAGGUGCUCGAUGGUGCAGCAGCUGCCCCAGCGGCAGUCACCCCAGUGGCAGUCUCAGCCGCCGCUCCUGGCCUGCGUCGCCUCUCCGCCGAUGAGCUGUUACGCUCUGGUGUCCGCAACUCGGCCCACCUUCAGCAGACCAGCGUAGAGGAGAUCCCCCUGCUGCUGUACUCCGCCAACGAUGGCGGAUCCUCUAGCUCCAGCUCUUCCUCCCCGGGCCAGGGACGCCGCUAUGUGGCCGCCACUCCAGCGCGUCGUCGCCAGCAGCAGCAGUUCUACAACUAAGCAGAGAGGGCCCUGCCUCUUCCUUCUCGUUGCCCACUUUCCCUAGGCGUAAGCACUUUCCCCGGCUUGGAUCCUCCGCCUCUUCGCCUCCUUACUGGCUGUCACA